Molecule: messenger RNA, 246 nt
Organism: Anisakis simplex (herring worm)
Lineage: Eukaryota; Metazoa; Nematoda; Chromadorea; Rhabditida; Anisakidae
Source: the annotation of a GenBank genome assembly
AUGGUUGAUGGCAAUUUUAUGUGUCCUCAGGUGAAACGAUCGUUUGAUGAGAAGUGUGCUCUGUGGGCAGUACGAGUAGAAUACCCUGAUGAUGGAUUCACCUUAGAGCAGGUCAUGCGGUGCAAAAUUGCUCCGAUGCCGAACAAAANUAACCUCUGUCUUCGCGAACUUGAAAGUUCUCAGGUUGUGCGUUAUUUUGGUGCUCCUGUGCUAUCGUCAGGCUUCUUCUUCUACGCCAAAACCUGA